AUGGCAGUGCAAAGACACACAGCGGCAUCAACAUCAGUAAGACCCGCAAUGAGGCUACAACAAGGAGUCUUUGAUGGUGUUCCCACAACAAGGUGCACCAAGUCAUUCAACAAAUUUCCACAUACCCCUAGCUUAAGGGUAUCUUUAGGGCAAGAGGCUUUAGGAGGGCUGGGGGUUGGGGUUGGGGUUGGGGUUGGGGUUGGAGGAGGUUGUUUUGGGGUUGGGGUUGGAGUUGGGGGAGGUUGUUUGGGGGUUGGGGUUGUGGUUGGAGGAGGUUGUUUUGGGGUUGGAGUUGUGGUUGGGGGAGGGUAUUUUGGGGUUGGGGUUGAGGGAGGAGGUUGUUUUGGGGUUGAGGGGGGAGGGUGUUUAGGUUUUGGGGUUGAGGGGGGAGGGUGUUUCGGUUUUGGGGUUGGGGUUGGGGUUGAGGGAGGAGGGUGUUUUGGGGAUUUUGGUGGUGUUGGUGGACAAUUAGGUAUAUGA
Molecule: messenger RNA, 480 nt
Organism: Prunus armeniaca (apricot)
Lineage: Eukaryota; Viridiplantae; Streptophyta; Magnoliopsida; Rosales; Rosaceae
Source: the annotation of a GenBank genome assembly